Suillus subaureus is the source of this 618-nucleotide messenger RNA. RefSeq lists its product as uncharacterized. The coding region runs from base 1 to 618 and encodes 205 amino acids. The transcript has 3 exons. Lineage: Eukaryota; Fungi; Basidiomycota; Agaricomycetes; Boletales; Suillaceae. The record is from RefSeq and is a predicted model, not a curated record.
AUGAGUGUGGACCCAAAUGAGUACAAGUACAUUGAGAUCCAUGUUUGGAAGAGCAAUAUUAAUGCAACAAGCUCAUCCUUGAUCCUUUGGAAGGAUGUUGUGCAAUGGGUGUGGUGCAACUAUCAAGUACAGCAAUCUCAGUGUGCUAACAAUGGCUGUUCCUGGACUGGUCCCCAGCAUCAGCUUUCUGACAAACAUGUUCUCUCCUGCCAAUACAAAGCUAUCAAAGGAUUCUUCUCCAUCAAUAACACUCAACUAUCAUCACUAAACACAGAAAAUGCCGCUCUCAGACAAAAAGUCUACACACUCGAAUCCGUUGUACAGACAAUGCGAAGAGACAUCCAAACCUUCAAAAACGUCCUCAGUCCAUGGUACCGGUUACACACCCAAACCCCACAAAUUGCUUCCCCAUCCAUCAAUGCCUUCGAUCAACUCUUCUUGGCAUCACCCAGUCCUUCUCCUUCCUCCAGAACCACUAUCAAUCAAGCUCAACCGUCUUCCCCCACAGAUCACAGAGAACUGAUGCCCCAUAACGAUAUCAAUGCACUCGCACCCUACUUCCCACUCCCACAUGAGCACACAUUCCAAGAAUCCCAUACUUAUCCCCAAUCACAUUGA